This is a messenger RNA of Mauremys reevesii (Reeves's turtle), 5959 nucleotides long. RefSeq names its product DOT1 like histone lysine methyltransferase (gene DOT1L). Gene Ontology annotation, cellular component: nucleus. Lineage: Eukaryota; Metazoa; Chordata; Testudines; Geoemydidae. The record is from RefSeq and is a predicted model, not a curated record. Bases 344 to 5554 code for a protein of 1736 amino acids. Gene Ontology annotation, molecular function: histone H3K79 methyltransferase activity. Gene Ontology annotation, biological process: heterochromatin formation; DNA repair; regulation of transcription regulatory region DNA binding. The transcript has 30 exons.
CGCUUCACGCCGGCCCAAGAUGGCGGCGGCGCUGGAGAGCCCGGCCAGCCGCUAACUACAAUAGAGGGAGGCGAAGGGGAGCGGGCGCCUCCCACCCCCAGUAGUGGCCCCCCCCCGCGGCCCGCACUCUCCGAGCGGUUUCUCUAGCAUGGUGCGGGGCCGCCGCCGCCUCCUCCCGCUGCCGACAUGGGCGAGAGGCUGGAGCUCAGGCUGAAGUCGCCCGUGGGAGCCGAGCCGGCCGUUUACCCCUGGCCGCUGCCCGUCUAUUUUCAUUUGGACACAAUAUAGAACAGUUUAUGCAACUACAAGUUCUCAAAGUGUUGAGGAAAAUCCAUCUCACCAUAUGCAGCUCCCACCCUUCUCCUCCAUGGCAACCCACUUAUGGAGAAGAUUGUCCUUUCAGGACAAACACCAUGAUGCUGCUCAUGAAAUCAUUGAGACAAUUCGGUGGGUCUGUGAAGAAAUCCCAGAUCUCAAGCUUGCCAUGGAAAAUUAUGUUUUAAUUGACUAUGAUACAAAAAGCUUUGAAAGCAUGCAGAGGCUUUGUGACAAAUACAACCGCGCCAUUGAUAGCAUUCAUCAGUUGUGGAAAGGAACCACCCAGCCCAUGAAACUGAACACUCGUCCCUCCAAUGGGCUCCUCCGUCACAUCUUGCAGCAAGUAUAUAACCACUCGGUGACCGACCCAGAGAAACUCAACAACUAUGAGCCCUUUUCCCCAGAGGUGUAUGGAGAGACUUCCUUUGAUUUAGUGGCCCAAAUGAUUGAUGAGAUUAAAAUGACUGAGGAUGACUUGUUUGUUGACUUGGGCAGUGGUGUGGGUCAGGUGGUGCUUCAAGUUGCUGCUGCCACAAACUGCAAACAUCACUAUGGUGUGGAGAAAGCUGAUAUUCCAGCCAAAUAUGCUGAGACGAUGGACAGAGAGUUCAGAAAGUGGAUGAAAUGGUAUGGGAAAAAACAUGCAGAAUACACACUGGAAAGAGGUGACUUCCUCUCAGAAGAAUGGAAAGAAAGAAUUGCAAACACAAGUGUUAUUUUUGUGAAUAAUUUUGCCUUUGGUCCUGAGGUGGAUCACCAACUGAAGGAGCGAUUUGCAAACAUGAAGGAAGGUGGCAGAAUCGUGUCCUCAAAGCCUUUUGCACCUCUAAACUUUAGAAUAAACAGUCGAAACUUGAGUGAUAUUGGCACUAUAAUGAGAGUUGUGGAGUUAUCACCACUGAAAGGGUCGGUUUCAUGGACCGGGAAACCAGUUUCUUACUACCUGCAUACUAUUGAUCGCACCAUACUUGAAAACUAUUUUUCUAGUCUCAAAAAUCCAAAACUCAGGGAGGAACAAGAGGCAGCUAGACGUCGUCAGCAAAGAGAAAACAAGAGCAACACAACUACUCCAACGAAGGUGCGAGAAAACAAGGAUUCUGGUGCUGAAGAAGAAAAAGUUGGGACAAAUACAGUUAAAAAGACAUCCCCCUCCAAAGCACGUAAGAAGAAGCUGAGUAAGAAAGGAAGGAAAAUGGCAGGGCGGAAGCGAGGGCGUCCCAAGAAAAUGAAUGCUGCAAAUACAGAGCGCAAGACCAAGAAGAACCAAACUGCACUAGAGCUUCUGCAUGCUCAAACUGUGUCUCAGACACCCUCAUCCUCUCCUCAGGAUGCAUACAAGUCACCUCAUAGUCCAUAUUACCAACUACCUCCUAAAGUGCAACGGCAUUCAUCUAACCAACUGUUGGUGACUCCUACCCCACCUGCACUACAGAAGCUGCUAGACUCUUUUAAGAUCCAAUACAUGCAGUUCAUGGCGUACAUGAAAACUCCUCAGUACAAAGCAAACCUACAACAGUUACUGGAGCAGGAAAAGGAAAAGAAUGCUCAGUUGCUGGGGACAGCACAACAAUUAUUCACCCACUGCCAGGCACAGAAAGAGGAAAUUAAACGGCUCUUUCAACAGAAACUCGAUGAGUUGGGAGUUAAAGCUCUGACAUAUAAUGACCUGAUUCAGGCUCAGAAGGAGAUCUCUGCUCACAACCAGCAGCUGAAGGAACAGACAAAGCAGCUGGAGAAAGAUAACAGUGAACUCAGGAACCAGAGCUUGCAGCUGCUUAAAGCACGAUGCGAAGAACUGAAGUUGGAUUGGUCAACGUUGUCGUUGGAGAGCUUACUGAAGGAAAAGCAGGCACUGAAGAAUCAGAUUUCUGAGAAACAAAAGCACUGUUUGGAAUUGCAGAUCAGCAUUGUGGAGCUUGAGAAAAGUCAAAGGCAGCAGGAGCUCAUGCAGCUGAAAUCGUAUAUGCCUCCUGAUGAGUCUCUGUCGGUACAGCUACGCAAUAAAAACCGUUUAAGCCGUGAGCCCGAGGCUGAUCACGGCAGAUUCCAACUUGAGCUUGAGUGCUCUAAAUUUCCUAUGCCCCACAUCAACGGCAUGAGCCCUGAACUGUCCAUGAAUGGUCAUGCUACUCCCUAUGAAAUCCAUAAUGCUCUUAGCAGGCCCUCUUCCAAGCAGAACACCCCUCAAUACAUGACCUCUCACCUGGACCAAGAAAUAAUUCCUUGCACCCCAAACCACAGCAGCAGACAGAAGGUGGACAAGACAGCAAGCUUGUCCUUACCUGAUUACACCAGGUUUUCCCCAGCUAAGAUAGCCCUAAGGAGACAUUUGAAUCAGGACCAUGCAGUCAAUGGAAAAGCAACAACUAAUGAGAUACACCAGAGAGCUGACCAUGUAAAAGAGAAUGGCCUUACAUAUCCAAGCCCUGGCAUUUCAAAUGGCAUAAAGCUGAGUCCUCAGGAAACUCGGCCCUCUUCCCCAGCGGCCUUACCGAUUGCAGGCGAGAAGGUUUUGCGAGAGAGGACUUCUGCGAGUAAUGGAGAAACUAUCACCAGCCUACCUAUCAGUAUUCCUCUCAGCACGGUGCAGCCCAAUAAACUCCCUGUUAGUAUCCCUCUGGCCAGCGUAGUCCUACCUAGCCGUGUUGAGAAGGUGAGAAGCACACCUAGUCCAGUUCAUCAGAAUCGAGACUCGUCGUCAACACUUGAAAAACAGUAUGGUGCUAGUUCUCAUAAUGGCGUAAGCAAUGCUGCUGGAAAUAAGCCACUGGCUUUGGCUACCUCAGGUUUUUCAUAUUCUUCUGGCUCCAUGGCAGUUAAUGGAACUCUUUCAAACAGCCCAGCCCACCUUAACCAUAGUGUUGAUCAGGCAGCUGUGGACGACUCCGGGAGUUUGUUUAACUCGGUAGGGUCUCGGAGCUCCACUCCACAAUACCCUUCUUUGCUAAUGAUGCAGUCACGGAAUUCUGGGCAGAAUUCCCCGGCUCACCAGCACUCAGCAAGCCCCAAGUUAAAUGGUGCCUCCCAGAGCAUGGUAGGGGUACUGCAGUAUGUGGAUGCUCAGAAGAUGUUUGCCGAAGGAACAAAGGGGGAACUUCAGCCUGAUGCCGCCUUUUCCGAUCCUGAGAACGAGGCCAAGAGAAGAAUCAUCUUCACAAUCUCUCCUAGUACAGGAAGUGUAAAACAGUCUCUGUCUAACAAGCACAGUCCCCUGACUGCAAGCAUUCGGAUGGACUGUGGCCAAGCAUACAUGCAGGAUGGGAAGAAACGAGGUCGAAGGAAGAGAUCCUCCCCAGGGAAUCUAAACAUGAACUCCGGGGUGUCCCCAAAACGCAAAUCCUUACCAACUGUGGCUGGACUCUUUACUCAGCCUUCAGGCUCACCGCUUAAUAUAAACUCAAUGGUCAAUAACAUUAAUCAGCCUUUAGAAAUAACAGCCAUUUCCUCCCCUGAAAACUCCCUGAAGAACUCUCCUGUUCCCUACCAGGACAAUGACCAGCCUCCAGUGCUGAAAAAAGAGAAGCCCCUGAUUCAGACCAACGGUGUUCAUUACUCACCACUGACUUCGGAUGAAGAACAGGGAUCGGAAGAUGAGCACAAUAGCACCAGAAUUGAGAGGAAAAUUGCAACGAUAUCAUUGGAAAGCAAAUCUCCACAGAAGACUAUUGAAAAUGGUGGCAGUUUAGCUGGGAGGAGACAAGCACAAACCAGUGAGAACAUGAAUAGCAGUAAAUGGAAGUCUACUUUUUCGCCAAUUUCUGACAUCAACCUGACCAAAACUACAGAUAGCCCAUUGCAGGCUGUUUCAUCUCUGAGCCAGAAUUCCCUGUUUGCCUUUAGGCCGUCCUCUGAGGAUGGCAUGGCCAUCGAUGCCAAAAUUGCAGCACACACACGGAAAAACAUCACCAUGUCCUCCUCUGGGAUGGACAGACUCAGCCCCAAUACAAACUCCGCUAAUGGAUCCAUGUAUAACGGUGGACUGACCACAGACAUCGGUUUACACAGCUUUAUUGAUGGUGCUUCUCUUCCUCAUAAGACUUCAGAUGUGACGACCCUCAACUCCUCUCUGGGUUUUCAGUCACAGAGGAGCAAAGAUGUGGGGAUUUUGGAGACAACCCCCUUUUUGAACAAGAGGCAGCUUGAAGGCCUCGGCAGCAUGAAAGGAGAAGACUUAAACCGGUCAGGGGUCAAAAGUAAAGAGCUCAGUGAAUUAACCAUUCGUCCAGGGGCGGCUUCUGAAAAAAGUUCCUUGCAGCACAAUGGCAAGGUCGGCAAAGGACGGGACCGAGAUGUGGAGUUUAAAAACGGCCACAACCUUUUCAUUUCUGCUGCUGCUGUAUCUUCUGGUGGCCUUCUCAAUGGCAAAAGCCUUUCCACUGGUGUCUCAUCUGCAGGCAACCCAGCACCUUCUGUUCAGACACACCAUCCUUUCUUAAACACAUUGACCACUGGAUCGCAGUUCCCCCUGGGUCCCAUGGCUUUGCAGGCAAACCUCAACUCGGUGACAAACUCCUCAGUAUUGCAGUCCUUAUUUAAUUCAAUGCCAGCUGCUGCCAGUCUGGUCCACGUGUCAUCAGCUGCAACCAGACUGACUAACUCUCAUGCUAUGGGGAACUUCUCUCCUGGGGUUACAGGUGGAACAGUUGGAGGUAUUUUUAACCAUGCGGUGCCUUCUGCCUCCUCUUCUCAUCAGUUUGGAGCCAGUUUCAGCAGCAGUGCUGUUUCUAGCAGCACAAUGCUGAGCUUAAACCCUCUGCAGGCUGUUGCCAGCACCUCAUCCUUCCAGCCCCCCUCCUCUAGCUUAGUAACAUCCAGUGAGAACAGAGCUGCCCAACACCUAAACAGAGCGCCAGUGCAGUCUGUUUUUCAUACCCCUCCUCCACCCCCUCCUAAUGUUUCAUUACCUCCUCCUCCUCCAUUACUCGCUUCUAACUCUGAGCCUGCGCUUCUGCAGAACUUGCCGUCCAUCCCAGCUAACGAUGCUUUUUUACCAUCCUCUUCUGCUGCUUCUGUCCAAUCUGCUAAUGCUUCUUUGUCUAUUAAGCUAGCUUCUCUUCAGCACAAAACUUCCCGUCCCUCCUUUACAGUCCAUCACCCACCUCUGCCCCGUUUGGCGCUGGCACAGACCGCGCCCAUGAUCCCGCAGUCCAACGCAACUGGCACGUCCGCUAUGUGGGUUACACUUGGCAUGCAGUCUCCUUAUGCUUCGCACCUUUCUGGGGUUAAGCCACGAUAAAGAGCUUGCUUAGCUAACCGUUCUUAUUUUGUAAGGUAACUAGGAUUUCUACCUCAACCCAAUGUGACCUAUGCAAGGACAACGUGGACCAACUUCACUCAGCUUCCACUGAAAGGUGCUCGCCUGGCCUGGCAGGGUUUCUACUCUCUUACUACUGGACAAAGUAAACAAACAAAAGACCUAAAUAACAGAGAAAAGAAUAUUCUACUGUGAAUCGGAGUUGAAAAAAAACUGCAAAGGAAAAUGCUUAAAAAAAGCUCCAGUUUGUAUUGUUGAUAGUUUAGAUAAAGUAUUUAUCUUUUUUUUUAAAUGAAAACAAUUUUGGCUUAUUUUAUUCCAUCUAAAGUCAUAAAAAAACACAACUCAUUGAAACCAUUCUCUGAAUAAUAAAGGACUGGCACACCA